AUGCUCCCAACUCAGCCAACAUCCGCACAACACAUUGGACACCUCGGUCAGCAAGAAACACAUACAGGCCCUUUACCAUCGCCAUCGCCGUCAGACGAGCCCCCGAAGCAGUCACCGUUCCUACGGCUGCCAACAGAGAUACGGCUCCAGAUCUACGGUCUGUUGGUGCUGCCGCGCAAGUCGACAGAUCUUCUCCCUUCGCGUGUGAAGGUUUCAAGCUCGGCAGCAGACUCAUUCGACUAUGAGAAAAAGCAACAUGGCACAGAUCGGCCUGCGAUGGCAGACCCGUGUCGCCCAGUCUUGUGCAUUCGAACAAUCGACGGAGACUGCUACGAGCAGCGUUAUGGAAAGAACAUGUCUCGGUCGUCCCACACAAGAAGCGUGUAUGCUAUCCGAGCAGACCGCUUCCGCGCGCGGUGCAUGAAUACCACAUACCAUUGCGUGAAUAUCCCGCGCAUCGAGGAUCACAUGGGCAUCAUCCGGACGAAUAAGCAGAUCCACGCCGAGGUUGCAGAGCUGCUCUACUCGUCGUACACCUUCGACUUCGACACGCACGUGGAAGCUAUACGGCCGUUCUUGAACGACCUUACGCCUUUCGCGCGCAGCUGCAUCAAGAGCGUCCGAUUUGUCAAAAAGGGUCUCGCGUACGACAAGGAGUUUGACCGCGCUGAGUGGACGUCUGCUAUGCGAUAUCUUACCGCAUCGAGCUCCGACCUCAGCCUGCGGCGACUCGAGCUAGGCAUUGUCGCCGGUCGACCAGGGCCUAACGGCUGGGACCGGAUCGCAAAGUAUGCGCCGCAGGAUUUUGACCUGCUCAAGGACGCAGAUGGCAUGCAGUGGCUGCAGUAUCUCCUUGAGUUCAAGGACCUGGUCGAGCUGGAUGUCAAUGCGAUCGUGGAGCACUGCGCACAUGCCACGAAUUCGAUGGCCAUGGCGAACUUCAUCCGCUUCUCAGCGAGCAUUGAGAGCGGGUUCUCGAAGUAUUUGCGGAAGCAGUUAUUAUGUGUAUGA
Saxophila tyrrhenica is the source of this 1011-nucleotide messenger RNA. RefSeq lists its product as uncharacterized. The coding region runs from base 1 to 1011 and encodes 336 amino acids. The transcript is spliced from 2 exons. Lineage: Eukaryota; Fungi; Ascomycota; Dothideomycetes; Mycosphaerellales; Extremaceae. The record is from RefSeq and is a predicted model, not a curated record.